UGAAAAUUUUCCAGUUUGGUAAAUUGUAUUUUGAUUUUUGUGCUCGUGGUUUGUAAUUAAGUUAGUUUAUAUAUAAAAGUAAUAAUAUUAGGUCAAUGUUAAAUUUAUAUCGAAAUACUGAAUGUUUUUUAAUAGAACAAACGAAGCUGAAUUAGUCGCGUUUGCGCUGAAUUGGCAUCGGCAACCCGAAGCAGAUCGAAAAACGAGUACGAGGGACUCUUAUUCCAAAUAGUAAUUUCAAAAUGGCGUCAGUGAUUUUUGGUGGUAUUUAGUGUCUGUUUAGCGAAGUUUCCGCGGUAUUUGUGCAGCUGAAAAGUUAAAAAAUUCUGAAAGAUAAUAAAUCUUAUGUGAUACGCGCUGUUGUUGAAGGAUAUAUAUAUUUCUAGCAGUUGUGCCUUUUAAUUUUCAUCUAGUGAUAAUUCACGUAAAAAUGGCGCAUGUAACUAAGGAAGCGAUGUAACUUUCUUUUUUUACAACUUUUCGAUUUUGUGGAGUGCAGUAUAUGCUUAUCUAGAAAACAAGUCGUACAGCGCGUUGUGAAUGUUAUAACUUGCACUCCUUAUUGCAGUGUGACAAGUGGCAAGUGGUACAGUCCGAGGUAGAACACGGCAUACAUCGUUUUUUAUUGCCAGCGUGGGAACAUACGGGAAAAACUUCAUAUAUACCUUUUUAAUUACCGAAAAAUUGAAAAAACUUCACAAAACGUGAGUGUAGCAAUUGCUUAUAGAGUGAAAAAGGCGGGUAAAGGAAAACAUUAUCGUCAAAAUGUGUGCAGCACAUAGUAAUCCGCAACAGGGCUUCGGCUACACCUGGGGCUUCGCAGACAAUACACGGACGGAGUCUGUAUUAGAAAUUCCGGCAAAUAUAAAUUACACAGUCAGCAGCGAAUCCAUGCCAUAUCUACUGUCUACAGAUGGAGCUUUAACUGUGCAAAAAGAUGUUAAAGGGGGAUUGACAGCACAGAAAGGUGGAGUUGUUCGUCGGAUGUUUGUCGUAAAUGAACCGUUUGCACCAGGAGCUCAACGAGUCAUAACUGCAGGUACUACUACACCAUCGGUGGUGAAGAAACAAGACCAACAACAAGUGCUCAGUAUUAACUGCGACAAAAAUUACCUACUUGUAGAUCAAUCAGAUCAGUCACAUUCUCUGACUAAUGGUAUCGUCGACACGAAGUCACAAACCAUUCUAACAACAGCUGGCGCUAAAACGCAUUUCAGUCCCAUCGGGCCGAUUCAUCUCACUGCAGAGGAAUGCAACGAGAUAUUAAUGAAACGAGCGCUUGCCGCAUCUCACCAGACUCACACGAUCACUACUCCAGACGGACAUGGGACGACAAGUGACAUUUUGCCGGGGAUUUCGGUACAAGUUCAGAAAGUUAUUCAAGGUUUAGAGGAAACUGAAGAUUCACAAGGGGAUGCACCCAACUUAAAGUUGGAGCCUGGUACAUUGGAGCUAUCUCCUAAAACUGAGUUGCAAGAUAAUAUGAACUAUAAUGAGAACGAUGCUACCGUUAAGAAAGAGCGUCCAUAUAGUUGCGAUGAAUGCGGCAAGUCGUUUCUCCUGAAACAUCAUUUAACAACACAUGCGCGGGUACAUACAGGCGAGCGGCCGCAUGUGUGUGUGCAUUGCAGCAAGAGCUUUGCUCAUAAGCAUUGCCUUAACACGCAUCUUCUUUUGCAUUCAACUGAUCGACCCUUUCAGUGCACCGAAUGCAAGAAAAGUUUUACUUUGAAACACCACCUGUUGACACACUCACGUGUUCAUAGUCGUGAUCGGCCAUUUAUUUGCCCCGAAUGUGGGCGCACGUUCCCCUUGAAGCGGCAUUUAGUAACACAUAGCAAAUUUCACGCUGGUGAACGACCAUACGUGUGUGAAGAAUGUGGAGAAAGUUUUGCUCAGGAGAAUCACUUAAUAAUGCAUUCACGUUUUCAUGGAUCGUUGAAUCCAUUCGUAUGUCCAGAUUGCGGCGCUACUUUUCCACGCAAAUUCCAGUUGGUGAACCAUGGUCGUAUACACGGAAAAGUGCCACACUCCUGCACCUUGUGUGGCAAAGAGUUUUUACAAAAGCGUACGUUGGUAUCUCACAUGAGGGUUCACACUGGCGACCAGCCAUAUCCAUGCAUUAGUUGCGGGGAAGGAUUUAUGUCGAAAGCCGAGCUAAAUCAGCACGUACGAAACACACACGGAGGCGUAAAUCCAAACUCUUCGAACACUGCGGUAAAUUCUACGCAGCCUCAACAUCAUACACAACAACAACAACAGCAGCAGUCGCAACAGCAGACGCAAGCGUCACAUCCACAAACUAUUACUGUUGUCAGUAAUUCAGCGAAUCCAGCAUUAUUAACCGUGGCAGGCAAUGAUAAUAAUCUCGCUCGUCCCCAAUAUGGGUGUCGUGAAUGUGGAAGUGCCUUUAAUAGUAGAGAAGCUUUAGCGCUUCACUUGCGAUUGCACACCGGUGAUAAGAGCCUUAUGACUGAUUUGUGCGCAUUAACUGCGGCCUUGCCUGGUCACUUCCUCAACACAGGCCUUAACCCAGGUACUGCCGGAGUUGUGGCCACCAACCCCAACAUUGUGGCACAAAAUGCUGUGCCUGUGCAGAUUAUUUCAUCAACAGGUCAAGUCAUGACCCAAACAACACUUGUGCAGGCAGCCGCAGCAACACAUCCACAGGGAGUUGUUACCAGUGUACCUGGAGUGAUGCACCACCAACAGCCACAACAGCAGCUGACAAACACAGCGCCACAACAGCAUCAUCCACAACAGCAGCAGGUAACGCCGCCAAAGCCAAAGUCGCACUUUUGCGCUAGUUGCGGUAAAGGCUUUGCAGCCAAGCAUGGCCUUAUGCAACACAAUCGGCGACAUCCCAAUGGUGGUUGUACUGUUCGCACACAUGUAUGUGAAUGUGGCAAAGCAUUCUUCCAGAAGAAUCAUCUGAUGCUACAUCAGCGACAGCAUUUGGAGACGAAACCGCCAUCUGCUGCCACGCAACAACAGCAGCAGCAACAACAACAACAACAGCAGCAGCAGCAACAACAACAACAACAACAACAACAACAGGUGCGUUGAUUGCAUUGCUAAAAAUAAACAAAAAUGCUACGCAGCGCUGCGUAUCAUGCAAAAAUCCGCAAAACAGCAAAAUAGCAAAGCAGCAAAAUACGCAAGCCGGCUUUGCAACGCUUCCAUUAUAGUUUUUUACACGAGUUCGGUAACGUUACGCUGAGAUACAUAACCAACGCAUAACAACAAGCCAGAAUCCUCUUAUCAAACAACCA
Molecule: messenger RNA, 3272 nt
Organism: Rhagoletis zephyria (snowberry fruit fly)
Lineage: Eukaryota; Metazoa; Arthropoda; Insecta; Diptera; Tephritidae
Gene: cg
Product: zinc finger transcription protein combgap
Source: RefSeq, a predicted model, not a curated record